CCUAGAUGAUGUUCGGAUGAAUUUGGAAGUCCUUAAGCAUUGUGCAACAGUCCUGUUCCUGGAAUCAACCCUCCCAAAUGUUCUGCAAGGAAAAUGGAACAACAAUUCCAGUAUGACAACACGAAGCAGGAGUCUCCUGGAGUCGAGUUUUCCAAAUGCAAUGGAUGACAAACGGUAUAAUUCUUUCACAAUGACAUUAAGAAGCAAUAGAGGAAAUUUUCCAUAUGGAGAAAGCAGCAGGAAAUCUCCACCACCAUCUGUAGGAUGUCAUAGAGUAGUUCCAUAUACAACAGGAAGUCUUGGAAAGAUGACAGUAAGAGUGGGGAAUCUGUUGUGCAAAGCGCAAAGCAAGCCUCUCAGUGUUCUCCUAAGGCACUCUCAUUCCCUGCUGCGAUGAGAUGAUGGAGCUGGUUCACGUCAUUUGCAUAUGUUUGCAUCUCCAGAUGUCAAAGUACUAUCUCUGUCUGUCUGUCAAAGGCCAACGAGAUCAGAGACGGAGGACAAUCCUUCUGCAGUGUUCCUCAUGCCAAUUGAUUCACAUGGCCACGAAAUAUUAAUUCUCCAAAGAAUCAAAUGGAAGCUCAGAUACAAUAAGCAGAUUCUCUACCACAGAACAAAGGCUGCACGACAGAAAUUUGAUUCUUACAUUCUUUGAUUCUUUUAUUAACUGAUUUGCUGAUUAGUGAUUUUACUCAUUUACCAACUGUAUAUACACGUUACAAUAAGUUGGUUAUCUGGUUUUUAGAUU
Molecule: messenger RNA, 748 nt
Organism: Coffea eugenioides
Lineage: Eukaryota; Viridiplantae; Streptophyta; Magnoliopsida; Gentianales; Rubiaceae
Product: protein NEN4-like
Exons: 4
Coding region: 17-397 (126 amino acids)
Source: RefSeq, a predicted model, not a curated record